AUGAUGCGUCAAGGGACUGUGAGAACGCCGCUGACAAGAAUAAUUGAUCCUCAUAAAAAAGUGCACUACACAACUUGUGGAUGGAUUAUAACGAUUCUCAGCUAUAUAUUGGUUGCGGUAACUCUACCGCUAUCCGCAUUUUUCUGCUUAAAGGUUGUUCAAGAGUAUGAGCGAGCAGUGAUAUUCCGAUUGGGACGACUGAAGCAUGGUGGCGCUCGAGGUCCUGGCAUAUUCUUCAUUAUUCCUUGCAUCGAUUCUUUCAAGAAAAUUGAUUUGCGAGUAGUGUCCUUUGAUGUACCACCGCAAGAAAUUCUUUCAAAAGACUCUGUUACUGUUUCGGUUGAUGCUGUCGUCUAUUUCCGUAUCUCCAAUGCGACCGUCUCAGUUAUCAAUGUUGAAGAUGCAUCAAGGUCAACAAAAUUACUCGCGCAGACGACACUGCGGAACUUCUUAGGAACAAGGACAUUAGCGGAAAUGCUAUCAUCUCGCGAUGCCAUUUCGAUGCAAAUGCAGAAUGCGUUGGAUGAGGCCACCGAUCCUUGGGGUGUGAAGGUGGAACGUGUUGAAAUCAAAGAUGUUCGACUACCCGUGCAGCUACAAAGAGCAAUGGCGGCCGAAGCCGAAGCAGCGCGAGCAGCGGGAGCCAAAAUAAUUGCCGCCGAGGGAGAGCAGAAAGCGUCACGAGCGUUAGCAGAUGCGGCAGAUGUGAUCGCUACAUCACCCUGCGCCAUUCAACUGAGAUACCUUCAAACUUUAAACAGUAUAAGCGCCGAGAAAAAUAACACGAUAAUCUUCCCAUUCCCAACAGAGCUUAUAACCAAAUUUGUCAAAUCAGCGAUGGGAUGA
Caenorhabditis bovis is the source of this 846-nucleotide messenger RNA. The record is from the annotation of a GenBank genome assembly. Lineage: Eukaryota; Metazoa; Nematoda; Chromadorea; Rhabditida; Rhabditidae.